AUGGACGACUCUCCGCGACAGUUGAAAAGGAGGAAGCUCGACGCCCCGUCGCGCAAUGUCUCGAGUCCGCUCCCGUCCAAACCGCAUACACCCGGCACCCUCAGACGAUCUACCCGCCGGAUUACUUCACUUCACAAUGCCGAAAACCAUGCCUCUGCGCCUGCCAAUGGCUCUCCACGAGCACGGCGGAGCUUGACUGAGGAAAAAGACGUAUACGACAACGUUGAUGGCGCCCUCGACACACCUGCGAAGCGCCUACGGGAACGCCUGCGGACACAAUUUCACGAAAGUGAUCCAUCGCCAAAGAAGACGGGCUCAGCGCCGAAAGAGCCAGUUAGCAGGACGCGUGGCGGUAAAGAAUUUGGGAACGGGACUACAAAUGGCACGUCAAAGAGGAAAUGGACAUCUCGAACUGCAGGGUCGGAGACGAAAAGCGGUGCUUCGAAAGAAGUAGAGGAAGCAGUAGAGACGGAUGGCGAAGACGAGCUGGCCGCUGGCUUGACUACGCCUUCCAGUCGCAAAAUUCGCAAGGAGGCCGUCAAUGGUACCAAUGGUAGAUCUACGCCCUUCAAUCCACGCACUCGCACUUCGACUAGGAUAGCUGCGCAUAGCAACCCGAAUCGCGCGAAAGGACAUGUGUCGCCUUCCCCUUCCGGAGCGAUGAGACGACGGCAGCCCCAGGCGGCUUUGUUUACACACGAAGGCUCUGAAGAUCAGGAGGAAAUGGACCUGGUUGAUGCUGACGCGGAUUCACACCAGGGCGUGCCAGAUCAACGCUCCGAAUGGCCGAACGUGAAAGCCGUAAGCAAAGCCCGAGCGACUGGGCGAAGGACGCGAAACCGGGCAGACCAUGAUGAAAACGCCAUUGGCUCACCUCUUUUGGGGCAAAACAACCCUACAACCGGGCGAAGGAAGCGAAAUAACGCUGACCAUGAUGGAAUUGACACCGAUCUGCCUCAUUCAGAGGAAUCUGGAUUGGAGAGUGAAGUAGAUGGGAUCGUGGGGAUGGAAAAAGACGAUGUGGUGCCUGGCCAGAUCAAUGGAAACAUCCAAGAUGAUCAAGAGCAGUCUGAUGGAGAAAUUGAAACAGCAGAAGUGUUGGAGGAAACUAGCCCUUUUCUAUCCAAUCGGAAUCAGGGACGGUCGAUUUUAUCGCCCCGAAAAAAGGUGCAGGCCGACUCCAACGGCGGACUCACCCUACUAAAGAGUAUAGUGGUGGAGAGGCUCACUGCGAAACGACCUACCCCUCUAGUUGGUUUAGAUGAUGAGUACAGGAAUGUCUAUCAACUGGUCGAGAACACCGUCGUAGCUGGAGAAGGAAACUCAAUGCUUGUGAUUGGCGCCCGAGGGAGCGGGAAGACAGCACUCGUUUCUAAGGUUCUUUCUGGAAUAUCCAAAGAGCAUCGCGAGGAAUUCCACACUGUUAGGCUGAAUGGAUUCAUUCACACUGAUGAUAAGUUGGCUCUCCGUGAGAUCUGGAGGCAAUUGGGGAAAGAGAUGGAACUUGAAGAGGACAGCUUAGGGAAGAAUUACGCCGACACCCUUUCAAAACUCUUGGCUCUGCUUUCGCAUCCUUCUGAGCAGACCGGAGAGGAGACGGAACAAGUGGCAAAAGCUGUUGUCUUUGUCAUGGAUGAGUUCGAUCUUUUCGCGUUGCAUCCGCGGCAAACAUUGCUAUACAACCUAUUCGACAUUGCUCAAUCUCGCAAAGCUCCAAUCGCGGUACUAGGUCUCACUACCAGGAUUGACGUCUCAGAAAGCCUUGAGAAGCGUGUAAAGAGUAGAUUCAGUCACCGCUAUGUGCAUUUGUCGCUCCCGAAAACGUUCACUGCAUUCCAAGAAACCUGCAAAGCGGCACUAUCACUCCAACUCGAAGACCUCAACAUCGAAGAGCGCGCAAUUCUCUCGAAAUCCACCGCCGUGACACCGAAGACAGCCAAGAAUUCCAAACCCGCCAAUAUUUUGGCGGCAUGGAACUCUAGCAUUUCGACUCUCUUUGCCACGAAAGCAUUCAUAACCUCCCACCUCGGCCCAAUCUACUACCGCAGUAAAUCCAUCAAAGAAGUCCUUACUUCCCUCCUCACUCCCACGGCCCUGCUCGCCCCAUCCACCUUCCCGCCUUCUCCUUCCGCCUUCUUCACCCCUAACCCCUCUAUUGCCUCUCCAACAAAUGCCCUCGCACCCCCGGAUUCCAAACUCGCGCUCCUCCCCAACCUUUCUCACGUCCAACUCGCUCUCCUCAUCGCCGCCGCCCGCCUCGACGUCGUUCUCGACACCGACACGUGCAAUUUCAACAUGGCGUACGCCGAGUACGUGUCUCUAGCCGCUAAAGUGCGCAUGCAGAGUGCAGCGGGCGGUGCGGUCGCGAGUGGUGGUGCGACAAGGGUGUGGGGAAAGGAGGUUGCGAUGCGGGAAUGGGAGAGGCUGGUAAGGUGGGAGCUUGUGGUGCCAGUUGUGGGACUGGGUGCCGGGGCUGGGGGGGCGGGUGCGAUGGUCAGGGUGGACAUGGCGCUAGAGGAGAUUAUACCGAGCGUUCAGGCUGCAGGUGGGCAGAUGGAUCGGGUGUUGGAGAAGUGGUGUCGGCAGAUUUGAGCAGGAGUAGAGAUGAUGAUGGGUGUUGAGUGGAAGUGUGUGUGUCUAUUCAUAGGAGCAGCUACGUGGGUGGAAUGAGUAGGGUAUCAGUGCAUAUAGGAGCGAAAUACCAUACUUCAGCCCUUACCCUAGCC
Molecule: messenger RNA, 2726 nt
Organism: Mytilinidion resinicola
Lineage: Eukaryota; Fungi; Ascomycota; Dothideomycetes; Mytilinidiales; Mytilinidiaceae
Exons: 2
Coding region: 1-2592 (863 amino acids)
Biological process (GO): DNA replication initiation; DNA replication
Cellular component (GO): nucleus; nuclear origin of replication recognition complex
Molecular function (GO): DNA replication origin binding
Source: RefSeq, a predicted model, not a curated record